Nilaparvata lugens (brown planthopper) is the source of this 4453-nucleotide messenger RNA. Its product is annotated as ketosamine-3-kinase. The transcript is spliced from 7 exons. The record is from RefSeq and is a predicted model, not a curated record. Lineage: Eukaryota; Metazoa; Arthropoda; Insecta; Hemiptera; Delphacidae. Bases 183 to 1148 code for a protein of 321 amino acids.
UGUUGGAUUUUUCAUUGUUGCGUUCUAGAAAUCCGACUCCUUUGCUCUUUCAUGUUUGAGAUUGUAUUGUUGAAGUAACUUUAUCUCAAGUCUAGAUAAUAGAUUGAUUACAUGCUGGUUACUUUCCAGUAACUUGCAUACUUUCAGAUUCAAACGCGUCAAGGUAUAGUAGAAUCAAUCCAAUGCUCAAGUCACAUUCGCCAUGUAUGUUUGAACCUAACGUGAGAAUGGAGGAAUUAUUAAAAAGUUCUUUAAAUACAAAAACUUUAACAAGAACUGGACAAAGUGGCGGUGGAUGUAUUAAUCAAGGAGAAGCUUACAUCACGGAUUCUCGAACUGUUUUUGUCAAGAGAAACAAAAAGUCAAAAGCUCGAGUUAUGUUUGACGGAGAGUUAGAAGGCUUGAAAGCAAUAGCGGCCACAAGAACUGUCACAGUUCCUGAGCCAGUAGUUGUGUUGGACAACCCUGACGGAGGCGCCUGUAUUGUCAUGGAGUACCUCGAGAUGAAAGGCCUGAGACGGUACCACCAACGCCUCGGCGAGGAGCUAGCCAAGCUACAUCUGUACAACGAGCAACUCCGUAACAAACCUCCUCCCAAGGACGACUCUGGGUCCACGCUCGAAUACGUCAAGGAGUUUGGAUUCCACACGACCACCUGCUGUGGCUAUAUAGCGCAGGAGAACUCGUGGUGUGACGAUUGGGUCUCUUUCUAUGCAAGGAACCGUUUGGAUUACCAGAUACGACUAUUAGCGAAAGAGAAAGGUGACAGAGAAGCGAACGAGCUGUGGUCGAGACUGCAAAUUGUCCUGCCGAGGUUUUUCAAAGAUCUUGAAAUUCGUCCUUCAUUACUUCAUGGCGAUUUGUGGAAAGGAAAUGCGGCUGAAACUAAGGAACAUCCAGUUAUUUUUGAUCCGGCCACUUUCUAUGGGCAUCAUGAAUACGACCUGGCAAUUGCUGGGAUGUUUGAUGGAUUCAAUAAGAACUUCUAUGACGCUUACCACAAGCGUAUACCAAGGGCGCCUGGAUUUGAAGCCAGGCAUAAGCUUUAUACUUUAUACCAUUAUCUUAACCACUGGAAUCAUUUUGGAGGUGGUUACAAAGGGACUAGUCUAUCUGUCAUGCGCAGUCUACUCAAGAUUCCUGUCUAGAUCCUGGACUCCGGCUGCUACUUCAAUGCCUGCACAAGUCUACUGUGAUGCAUCAUACGACAUUCCUACAAGUGGUUCACGAUUGGUAGAUAUUCUAUCUUAGUCCAUCUCUGGUGAAUAUUUUCGAAUAUUUACGCUACUGUUAUAGCUUUACUUUUUUAGUUACAAUGAAAUCUCUAAUUGACGUAAUAUUUUUGAAUAUUCACGUUACUGUUAAGCCCUGCACACACACACAUCGAUUUUUGUUCAUACUAUACUUUGUCGUCUUUAUGAAUGAAUUCUAUCAGAUUAAACAGAACUUGACAAACAUAAUUUAAUCUAAUAGAUUUUAUAAGGACGGCAAAAUAUUUUACGAUAAAAAAAUCGAUGUGUAUGUAGCUAGUCUUAUAGCUUUACUAUUUUAAUUGUCAAUUACUGUUGAAUAUUUUCGAAUAUUCACGUUACUGUUAUAGCUUUAAUAUUUUUAUGUUUGAUAAUACUAUAAUGAUAAUGUAAGGCCGAAUUCGCAUAUAAGUGGCACGGAUGUGGUGCGGACUUUUUUAAUUCUCAUACAAACAUUUAGGGUAACCGUCCACUGGAGCCGUAUUCAACCGAUCUGUUCGUCCGUUGGAUCGGACGAAUCUGCCGAACGUUAAUUCGGCCGAAUAUGGUCGUCCAUUGGAACCGUUUACGUCAGUCUAGUUCAGUAGUAGGCUGGUUGCCAAUUAUUGAAUUAACUACUAUCAUAGCCACCAAAAUUUUUCAUAAACAAUGGUUAUAUUGAGAUUUUGAAAACUGAAUAAACAAAUAUCCACUAAAUUAGUUAUUCAUUAUAAUAAUCUUAACUUCAGAUCCUAUUUGUUCAGCAAUCUUUGUCCACAGAUUCCUUUGAACAUCACGACGAUGAUAUAUUUUGUCUCGCAUAUCCCACAAUGGAACAUGCUCUUAAACCAAACUUUUCAACUUUUCAUUGUCCAUAGUUAAAACUUUAUAAAACAAAACAAGUUCAAAAAACAAAAACAGACAAGUCUGUGAGACAAUUUUGAGGUUAGGAUGAUGUUGUCUCAGCUCGACUUUGUCCGGAUAGAGCCGGAAAAUCCCAUUCAAUUCGGAUCGAAAAAUUGAUCGGCCGGAGACGGCCGUUCACGGACGUAUGAAACGGUUGCAAUGUACGAGCAUCUAUAGCUUUCUUUGUUGGGGGAUCGUUCGGACUAGUUCGGUAGUUUUCGGCAGAUGCUAGUUCGGACGAAAGCGGUUCCAGUGGACGGCCCACCUUGUGGUUCAAUGCAAACAGAAAAGACGUGACGCCACUUAUGACGUCAUAGUGUUAGAGACAUGGCGUCAUAGUGUUAGAGACGUGGCGUCACUUCCUUCUUUUUGCAUUGGACCAUAAAUGUUUAUAUAAAAGUGGUGUGGAAGUGACAAAAAACCGUGCCAUACACCACUUACGUGUGAGUUCAACCUUAGAGAACCAUAGAGUUGAAGAUGGUAUUUUACAAUGCUGUCGUUGACAAUUUGCCAUAGAAGAUGUUACAAUGUGGUAUCUUGAAAAUGAUCUCCCUAUUAUAUAAGUUAUUAAAACAACCCGAAAAAAGAAAAUAAGCUUAAGGAAAUUGUUCAAUAAGUGUAGAUUAGAGUGAUCUGACCAAUCAGCUAUCGAUAUUGCAAGAAAUAUUAAACUAUUUUUUUGAUUGAUUGGAUAACCAGAUAUUGAUUAUUUUGAUUGAAUUUAUGAACUUAAAUUUUAUCGAUUUAACAAUAUUUAUUGAUUUAUUAUUUCAAUAGUACUUAAUUCACUUGAAUUGUUAUUAAAUUAAUUGAAUGUUUCUUCCCCUAUUCAAAACAUCUCUUUUUUGAUACACUUCAUCAAGUUUUUAUCUCUAUAAUACGACUGUACACUCUCUUCAGUGUUCGACACUGUAAUGACGACUAGCAGACUGUAUUUAUGUGAAAUGGUGAUUCAGUGCAAAUGCACUGCAAAAAGUUACAGUUGCAUGAUGAAUUUAACAUUUUUUAAAUUAAUUAGACUUGGGUCGGUUGCACAAACGCCUGUUAUCGUGAUUGGAUUUCAAGCGAACCAAUCUAAGAAGCUUUCUCCUUGUUUCAAAGCAACCUUUUGAUUGGUUCCAGCGGCAUUUAAUCAUGAUUAGAAUUUAACAGGCUUUUGUGCAACAAUGUCUGAGUAUGGAUGUCUGAGAUAAUGACUGUAUCAAAAUGGGUCAAAAUAUGUAUUAUAAUACUAAUAAAUACUGUGGUCGCAAAAAUCUUCUGAGAUAAAACGGUUUUACUGGCGCUACUGUUGAUAACGGUUAUGCAGAAUUCCAAGGAAUUUGAUUUUAAAAUAAAUUUGAAUUGUAUCAUAAUAGGGUUUUUCUAGUAUUGUUGGGUUGUUUGUAGCAAUGGGGUUUUUUGUUCUAAUAUUGGAUUGAAGUCUACUAGUUUUUUUCUAAUAUUGGAUAGAAGUUUACUAUUAGACGCGUCGGUAACCCAAAACAAUUGCAGUUAACCCAAAACAAGUUUACUAGUUUAUACUAGUUUUUUGUAAUAUUGAAUAGAAGUUUACUAUUGGACGUGUCGGUAACCCAAAACAAGUUUACUAUUGGACGUGUCGGUAACCCAAAACAAUUGCAGUUAACCCAAAACAAGUUUACUAGUUUUUUUCUAAUAUCGGAUAGAAGUUUACUAUUGGACGUGUCGUUAACCUAAAACAAUCGCUUAUAAUGUAAGGCAUAAAACAAUUGAGCUUUGAUUCCCAAAAUGUCCUACUGAUACUUCCACAAAUCAUUUGGAACCUUCCUAUUUUCUUCUCUACAUCCAAUUCCUCUUUAUACUGUUUUUUACACUUGAGUGUGUAACUGCCGAAACUACAAGCCAUUCGUUGCAGGCAGCCUCUGUGGAACUCUACAUCCAAUUCCUCUUUAUACUGUUUUUUACACUUGAGUGUGUAACUGCCGAAACUACAAGCCAUUCGUUGCAGGCAGCCUCUGUGGAACUCUACAUCCAAUUCCUCUUUAUACUGUUUUUUACACUUGGGUGUGUAACUGCCGAAACUACAAGCCAUUCGUUGCAGGCAGCCUCUGUGGAACAUUCCAUUCUUCCUACAGCACGAAAAGAGAAAGACUGUUCUCAAACUUUCCAUAGUGACUUUUAAAAUCAAUUAUGAAUUAGUGAUGAAGAUUAUUUUAUUAUCAUGAAUGACAGGGUAGCCUAUAUGGAGAGAAAAAAACGUACCGAUUAUGACAGUUUACUGAUUGUGGACAAUUCAAUUUUAUAAUCACAAAUGCAUCACUAACCACCAUUUCUUUAUACUGUAACUGAUUUCACAA